ACGGGGCAAGAAGUAUCAUCAAUGAUUCGUAAUGGACAAAGGAACAUCAUCUUUGUCAUAAACAAUGGUGGAUAUGGACUUGAAUUCAAAAUCCAUGAUGGUCCUUAUAAUGUCAUCAAGAAUUGGGACUACACACGCCUUGUUGAUGCCAUCGAUAAUGGCGAAGGAAAGUGUUGGACUGCCAAGAUAAGAUGUGAGAAUGAGCUAACCGAGGCUAUUCAUAUGGCUAUGGGGGAGAAGAUGAAUUGUCUAUGCUUCAUUGAGGUUAUGGUUGAACCAAGUGAUUUAUGCAACGAAGCGGUUCAGCUUGGCGCUUUUUUAGGGUCUUCUAACAGUUUGCCGCCCCUUCAAUCUUGACCUAGUGUCGAAGGUAAAU
Messenger RNA from Impatiens glandulifera, 376 nucleotides. RefSeq names its product pyruvate decarboxylase 2-like. NCBI's taxonomy places the organism in Eukaryota, Viridiplantae, Streptophyta, Magnoliopsida, Ericales, Balsaminaceae. The transcript has 2 exons. Gene Ontology annotation, molecular function: carboxy-lyase activity. Bases 22 to 357 code for a protein of 111 amino acids. The record is from RefSeq and is a predicted model, not a curated record.